Messenger RNA from Haemonchus placei, 549 nucleotides. The record is from the annotation of a GenBank genome assembly. Lineage: Eukaryota; Metazoa; Nematoda; Chromadorea; Rhabditida; Trichostrongylidae.
AUGGCUCCAGUGAAUGGUAUAAGAGAACUAUCAGAGGAGCAGUUGGCAGAGGCUCAAGAGAUACGGGCUAAGUUUCGAGAUGAUGUGUCUAAGAAGAUGGGUGAACUUCUUUUACGGGGAGUUACGAUGCUCGAUGCCUAUUGUCACAUCUGCGAUGGCAUUUUGAUGGAAGAUCGUAAUGGAGUUCGUAGAUGUGUUACUUGUGAACUACUCGAAGAACACACAAAAGAAGGAUCAAGAUUAGUUGCGGAAGUUCCGCUAGAUGCAACGGCUGAUGGAUUUACACCGGGAAACAGCGCACUGUCGAACGAGUUGCCCGUCGAGCAGGGCGCGGCAUGUUUCUCGAAAAAUUUGCCUGUCAAGCAGGAUGCGGAACCACUUCAUUGUUCUGAUGGAUGCAACGUCGCAUUGUUGGCUAUCGACCGAAAACUCAGGUGGUUGGGUGGUAGAAUUGAUCAAAGCGAGAACCUGUCGGAAAUACGAGAAAUGUUUGCACUUGUUCGCGAAGGGUUGAAUAUUAUUCGACAUGCGAAGACCGAUCGUGAAUGA